Dreissena polymorpha is the source of this 2056-nucleotide messenger RNA. RefSeq names its product zinc finger protein 1 homolog. Gene Ontology annotation, molecular function: RNA polymerase II cis-regulatory region sequence-specific DNA binding; DNA-binding transcription factor activity, RNA polymerase II-specific. Lineage: Eukaryota; Metazoa; Mollusca; Bivalvia; Myida; Dreissenidae. Bases 125 to 577 code for a protein of 150 amino acids. Gene Ontology annotation, biological process: regulation of transcription by RNA polymerase II. The transcript is spliced from 3 exons. Gene Ontology annotation, cellular component: nucleus. The record is from RefSeq and is a predicted model, not a curated record.
AACUAAGUGUAGCACAAAUUUCCACUGAUUAUAUUAUUACAAAAUUGUCUCGUUAAUUUCAGCAAGGAACGCGUGUCUGAUCUGCGGGCGGUCGUUCAACCGUCGCGGCCAUCUUGAGGACCACAUGCGCACGCACACCGGGGAGAAACCGUUCCAGUGCCCCGUCUGCUUCAGGAGCUUCACGCAAAAGGGCAGUAUGAGAUCACACAUGGUCACCGUGCACAGGGCGAUAGUGGACUCCUUCCAAUUGAAGUAUUUGUGCCCAUACUGUCUGAAGUGGUUCAACUAUAAGUCACAUUUCGACGCCCAUGUGAGAAUUCACACGGGGGAGAAACCAUAUGCUUUUAACGAAGUAAAACAUAUUUCUUUAUCAACGUUAAUUCUUGACAUUUGCUUAUUUUCAGAAGGCGGCUUGGAAUGCAACUUAUGCUCAAAGAACUUCCCGAGCAGGUUUGCCCUCCAGAUGCACACGAGAACUCACACGGGAGAGCGACCCUUUGAGUGCAAGGUGUGUGGGAAGAGGUUCUCACAGAAAGGUCACAUGAAAGGCCACAUGAUAACCCACAUCAAACUCUGAAUAUUAUCUAUAAUACCCAUUGAUCAGUCUGAUGUUUUUUACGCUGAAGAACAAUAGUACACCAGCUUAGCCCAGCUGUUCUAAACAUCAACCAUUUGUUAAUAAUAAACAUUGAUGAUGUUAAACACACAUAUAUUUGAUUUAAUACUUGAUUAAUAUAGUAAUGUUCAUUAUCAGCACAAAGUAUUAUUUUGUUCUUGUUUAACUUGUUAUAUUGUUCUACGGAUUUCAGCUUUUAUAAGGAUUUUUAUGAACGAGAAAAAAAGAGAAAUGUCUUUCCGAACUUUGACCAUGGUUGGUAAACGUUUCAACAACUGGGUAUUAUAUGUUUUCAGCUCACCAUGAGCACAACUUGCUCAUGGUGAGCUUUUGUGAUCGCCUUUUGUCCGUCGUCCGUCGUGCGUUGUGCGGCGUCAACAUUUGCCUUGUUAACUCUUUAGAGGCCACAUUUAUUGUCCAAUCUUCAUGAAACUUGGCCAGAAGAUUCAUCAAUAAUAUCUUGGACGAGUUCGAAAAUGAUUAUGUUUGCUUGAAAAACAUGGCUGCCAAGAGGCGGGGCAUUUUUCCUUAUAUGGCUAUAUAUGGCUAUAGUAAAAUCUUGUUAACACUCUAGAGGCCACAUUUAUUGUCUGAUCUUCAUGAAGCGUGGUCAAAAGAUUCAUCCCAAUAAUAUCUUGGACGAGUUCAAAAAUGAUGACGGUUGGUUGUAAAUCAUGGCCACCACGGGGGCGGGGCAUUUUUCCUUAUAUGGCUAUAGUAAAGCCUUGUUAACACUCUAGAGGUCACAUUUAUUUUCCGAUCAUCAUGAAACUUAGUCAGAAGAUUGGUCCCAAUGAUAUCUUGGAUGAGUUCGAAAAUGGUUUUGGUUGCUUAAAAAACAUGGCCACCAGGGGCGGGGAAUUUUUCCUUAUAUGGCUAUAUAUGGCUAUAGUAAAACCUGGUUAACACUCUAGAGGCCGCAUUUAUUGUCCAAUCUUCAUGAAACUUGGUCAGAAGAUUGGUCUCGAUGAUAUCUUGGAAAAAUUCAAAAAUAAUUAUGUUUGCUUGAAAAACAUGGCUUCCAAGGGGCGGGGUAUUUUUCCUGAUAUGGCUAUAGUAAAAUUGUGUUAACCCUCUAGAGGCCACAUUUACUGUCCUAUCUUCAUGAAACUUGGUCAGAAGAUUCAUCCCGAUAAUAUCUUGGAUGAGUUCAAAAAAGAUGCCGGUUGGUUGAAAAACAUGGCUGCCAGGGGGCGGGGCAUUAUUCCUUAUAUGGUAUAGUAAAACCUUGUAAACACUCUAGAGGCCACAUUUAUUUUCGUGUCUUCAUGAAACUUGGUCAGAAGAUUUGUCCCAAUCAUAUCUUGUUAUCUCAGGUGAGCGACUUUGGGCCUUUUAGGCCCUCUUGUUUCCAAUAACACUCAGACACUGAAUAACACCCAAUGAGCAGUUUGAUAACGUGUUCACUUAUGACUCAACUAAAUAUUUAAGAAUACGCAA